AUGAAUGACAACAAUCAACUGAGCAACUUACUCAAAUCGAACAAUAUGUGUUCUAUUCGAAACAUUCUUUUACUCACUGGUUUUAUUGCUGUGACUCUCUCGCAGAAUCUUGGUGGAAUCGGUGGAAUUGGAGGAGGUUUGGGUGGCCUGACAAAUGGACUUGGUGGACUCGGAAAUGGAAUUGGUGGAUUGACGAAUGGUUUGGGAGGAAUUGGUGGUGGAUUGGGCGGAUUGACGAAUGGAAUCGGUGGAUUGGGAGGAUUGGGAGGAUUGGGAGGAUUGGGAGGAUUGGGAGGGAAUGGAGGAAUGGGAAAUCAGAAUGGAGGAGGAUUGAUCGGUGGAAGCAAUGGAAUCAACCUUUGUGCAAGUAUUCUCGACUGUGAAGGAGCUAUGAAAUGUUGUGGCACCAAGAAUCCAGGCCUUUUGGCCGGUCUUCUCGGUCCAAAUGGACUCCUCGGAAAUCUCCCGCUUUUAGGUGGACCAAAUGGGCUCCUCGGCCGUUGUGCUCCAAUCUGUUUGCUUCCCGAGAUCAACUUG
Molecule: messenger RNA, 537 nt
Organism: Mesorhabditis belari
Lineage: Eukaryota; Metazoa; Nematoda; Chromadorea; Rhabditida; Rhabditidae
Source: the annotation of a GenBank genome assembly